Onthophagus taurus is the source of this 2623-nucleotide messenger RNA. NCBI's taxonomy places the organism in Eukaryota, Metazoa, Arthropoda, Insecta, Coleoptera, Scarabaeidae. The record is from RefSeq and is a predicted model, not a curated record.
AAUCGCACUAAAAGCAAAACAAUACUCAAAGGGGGUAAGAAAACACGACCAAAAUAAAAUAAAGUUUGUUGUUAUACGUUGCCGGUUUAUUCCUAUAUGUACCAGACCGCGAGAAAUCGGGAAAAUGAUCGUUUUGAAGCCCAUAUGGGUGAAACAUGAAGAUAAUAAACCGAUAUUUUCCGUGGAUAUACAUCCAAAGGGUGGCCGAUUCGCUACAGGAGGACAAGGGGGACAGGGUGGUCGUAUUGUUAUUUGGAGUAUUGCCCCUGUUUUAUCUGCUGAUGAUGAAUCUGAUUCAAAAACUCCUAAACAAUUAUGCCAAAUGGAUAAUCACUUAGCGUGUGUAAAUGUGGUUCGAUGGAGUUGCCAGGGUCAUUUUCUUGCAUCCGGAGGCGAUGAUAAGUUGGUAAUGAUAUGGAAGUUAACUGGUGAAGGAAGCUCGACAAUAUUCGGCGGAGGCGGGAAAGUUAACAUAGAAACAUGGAAAUGCGUUUUCACAUUAAACGCCCACACUGGAGACGUCCUGGAUUUAGCUUGGGCUUCUCACGACGGAUGGUUAGCUUCCGGUAGUGUGGAUAAUACUAUUAUUAUUUGGAACGCGCAUAAAUUUCCCGAAAAAAUUGCUGUUUUAAAAGGACAUACCGCAAUGGUUAAGGGAGUGACAUGGGAUCCGGUUGGAAAAUAUAUAGCAAGCCAAUCUGAUGACAAAACAUUAAGAGUUUGGAGGACCGCAGAUUGGACUCAACAAGAAAUUGUUUCUGAUGCCUUUGCAGAGUGUUCAGCGACAACCCACGUUUUAAGACUUUCUUGGUCACCUGACGGGCAGUAUUUGGUAUCAGCGCACGCAAUGAAUGGAGGUGGACCAACAGCGCAAAUUAUAGAACGGGAUGGUUGGAAACAAGACAAAGAUUUUGUUGGACAUAGAAAAGCUGUUACCUGUGUGAGAUUUAAUUCAAAUAUAUUAAAAAAAUUUUCUCCUGGAAGUCCAAAACCUCAACAGUAUUGUUGUUGCGCGAUUGGUUCGCGAGAUCGGUCAAUAAGCGUUUGGUUAACCUCUUUAAAACGACCUCUAGUUGUUGUUAAAGACGUUUUUGACGAUAGUGUUUUGGAUAUAUCUUGGAGCAGCAAUGGCUUAUAUUUAUUGGCUUGUUCAUGGGAUGGAAGUGUUGUCUGUAUUAUAUUUACUUCUGAAGAAAUUGGUGUUCCACUUUCAACAGCAGAAAAGAACUCUUUGUAUGAAAGAAUGUAUGGUAAAUCUCUUCAAAGAAAUUUGCUCAAUCAAAGUUUUUCUGGUAGUCAAAUUAUUGAAAAUCCAGAAAUAUUAUGUGCCAUGGAAGAGGUGAAUACUGCUGAAAGAAGAUCACAGGAAGUACCAAUGGAAGAAGAUGAAGCACCGAUAUUUGUAAAUACUCCCAUACAAGAAGAAUUAAACACCAGUAGUGUUUUAGUCCCAGUAAAUCAACAAGUUGAAACUAGAUUACCUAGUGGAAAACGUCGAAUAACACCAAUGUUUUUAAAACCAGCACCGUCCACAGCAGUAGCUUCAAAGGAAACAACUGAAGCUCCUACUAUAAAUGAAACUUCACAGUUCAGUAGUUCAUCGCCUUCUAAAAGUAAGAUUGUUGUUGUUCAAGAAAGUUCAAUGGAAAAACCGAGUCAACCUUUACAAAAAAGUGAAACCGCGAUUGUAAAUAAAGUAAUGUCGUCAUGUCCGCCAGGGAUGCAAAUUAAUCAAUUAUUGUGUUCAGAAGUGCCUGGUGAUCUUCCAAUUGUUAAAUUUAUUGAUCUCAUGGAACCUUUAAAAAUGCCUGCAGGAAAAUCUGUCAUGAAACGAAGUAGUAAAAUGAAGAUACAGGUAACUAAUUCUUGCCAAUCAGUUUCAAAAGGGACCUUAUCUAGACUGGAAGUUUUUAAAAACGAAGAAGAUAAACAGCCAAUUUGGGAAACUUACAUAGGUAAUUAUUCCAUAACAAUUCUCAGGUCGGUAUACUAAAGCAUUUGAAUCAUGAAACACUAAAAUUAUAUUGGUUACGCCAAUGUUGAUUAUUUAGUCUGAUUUAUCCGAAACGUCAAAUAGUGUUUCAUAGACGCCCGCCAUAACCCGGAAAAUUCUACUUUCAGUUUUAUUUGUAAUAAAACCGGGUGUGAAAGCCAACGAACUUAUAUUUUUGACACUGACUCUAUAUAUGUUUCGAUAUUAUUACUUCUUUCGGUGUCAAUUUCAACUUUUAUCUAUAGGGUAAAAUGAGUAGUGUUCAUCAAGUUGUUUCAGUUUCUAACUGGUUGGAAAACGAUAUGGUUUAUAUUUCGUACAAAAAAUGAUCUACUAUUACGCAAUUGAAAUCUUUGUUACUUUUGAUUUUUAUUUAAUAUAACUGUAGCAUAUGAUGAACUUAACAUCCACGUUCUAAAUGUGUUUAUCCAUAAUGUUCAUGACAUUGUUCACAUUUACGCUUGAUAUGAAACUAUUACAGCAAGAACUAUACAAAUUUUUAGAUACUAGAAACUAGAAGGAUCUGGAUGUAUCUAGAAACAUCUUAAAUGUCUAAGAAAUGAAAGUUAUAUUAUAACUUACAGUGUAUUUUAAGUAAAAAAUAAAAUAUAAUAACGUGUUUUCCAUUAA